GGGGAGAAGAUACCUUUCACAUCCAAGCCCCCUGGCCAGCUGAUGGACAACUGUCAUGCAAUCAGACCUCCCUGGGAUCAUCAGGACUCAGACCAGCUCCCCUCGAAUGGCACAAAAAUCCCGCAGCUGAAGCAGCUUUAUUAAGGAUCUCAGCAGGAGGCACUGGGAGACAGGAACACUCACUGGAAGCUGCAGAGAGAGGUUGAGGAUGUCUGGGAUCUGUUCAGAGGAAGUGGCCAUGUCACGAGUAACUCACCCAACCACCUUCCCAGUGAGCUUUCAGCUCCUUGUGCUGGUAUUGCUCUUCCAUGCAGAUGGCAUACAUGCGGAGAGCCCCAGUGAACUGCCAGGGAAUGACACUGAGGAGUGUGCUGGCUCGUACAUCUGCAAAAAGGGUGUGAUUUUACCGAUAUGGGAACCCCAAGACCCCUCAUUUGGUGACAAAAUCGCUCGGGCAACGGUGUAUUUUGUAGCGAUGGUGUACAUGUUCCUGGGAGUGUCUAUCAUAGCUGACCGCUUCAUGUCCUCCAUUGAAGUCAUUACAUCCCAAGAGCGAGAAAUAACCAUCAAGAAGCCCAAUGGUGAGACCAGCAAAACCACUGUGAGGAUCUGGAACGAGACCGUUUCCAAUCUCACACUGAUGGCCUUGGGCUCGUCCGCCCCCGAGAUCCUCCUGUCCGUCAUCGAAGUGUGCGGCCAUGGCUUCACAGCGGGGGACCUGGGGCCAAGCACGAUUGUGGGAAGUGCUGCCUUUAACAUGUUUGUCAUCAUUGCAAUAUGUGUGUACGUGGUUCCAGAUGGAGAGAUAAGGAAGAUCAAGCACUUGCGAGUGUUUUUUGUUACGGCAGCCUGGAGCAUCUUUGCCUACACUUGGCUUUACAUUAUUUUAUCUGUGUCUUCACCUGGGAUUGUGGAGGUUUGGGAAGGCUUGCUCACCUUCUUCUUCUUCCCCAUCUGUGUGGUGUUUGCCUGGAUAGCUGACAGGAGGCUUUUGUUUUACAAGUAUGUCUACAAGAAAUACCGAGCUGGCAAGCAGAGAGGUAUGAUCAUAGAGCAUGAGGGUGAUCGGCCCUCCUCCAAAGCUGAUAUCGAGAUGGACGGAAAGGUUGCUAAUUCUCAUGUGGAGAACUUUUUGGAUGGGACACUGGUGUUGGAAGUGGAUGAGAAAGACCAGGAUGAUGAGGAAGCCAGAAGGGAAAUGGCUCGGAUCCUGAAGGAGCUGAAACAGAAGCACCCAGACAAGGAAAUCGAACAGCUUAUUGAGUUGGCCAACUACCAGGUCCUGAGCCAGCAACAGAAGAGCAGGGCCUUUUACCGCAUCCAGGCCACUCGGCUCAUGACCGGAGCUGGCAACAUCUUGAAGAGACAUGCUGCAGACCAGGCCCGCAAAGCCGUCAGCAUGCACGAGGUCAACAGUGAGGUGACGGAAAACGAUCCCAUCAGCAAGCUCUAUUUUGAACAGGGUACCUACCAGUGUUUGGAGAACUGUGGCACUGUAGCCCUGACCAUCAUUCGCCGGGGAGGUGACUUGACCAACACAGUGUACGUUGACUUCCGGACAGAGGACGGGACGGCUAAUGCCGGCUCCGACUACGAGUUCACUGAAGGGACAGUGGUCUUCAAGCCUGGAGAGACCCAGAAGGAAAUCCGUGUUGGCAUAAUCGAUGAUGACAUAUUUGAGGAGGAUGAGAACUUCCUGGUACAUCUCAGCAACGUCCGUGUGAGCACUGAGCCCUCGGAUGAGGGCGUUCUUGAGGCCAGUCGUGUCUCAACACUUGCUUGCUUGGGAUCACCAUCUACUGCCACUGUCACCAUUUUUGACGAUGACCACGCUGGUAUCUUCACCUUUGAGGAGCCAGUAACUCACAUCAGUGAAAGUGUAGGAACCAUGGAAGUGAAAGUGUUGCGAACCUCUGGUGCACGAGGAAAUGUUAUUGUGCCCUACAAAACCAUUGAAGGCUCAGCCAAAGGUGGAGGAGAGGACUUCGAAGAUACCUGUGGGGAGCUGGAGUUCCAGAACGAUGAGAUAGUCAAAACGAUAUCAAUCAAGGUGAUAGAUGAUGAGGAGUAUGAGAAAAACAAGACCUUCUACCUAGAGAUCGGGGAGCCCCGGCUGGUGGAGAUGAGUGAGAAGAAAGGUGGCUUCACCAUCACAGAGGAGAAUGAGGAAAAGCAGCCACUGACCAGCAAGGAGGAGGAGGAGCGUCGCAUCGCAGAGAUGGGGCGCCCAAUCCUGGGGGAGCACACCAAACUUGAAAUCAUCAUUGAGGAAUCCUACGAGUUCAAGAACACAGUGGACAAGCUCAUUAAGAAGACAAACCUGGCCCUGGUGGUUGGCACAAACAGCUGGAGGGAGCAGUUUAUUGAGGCUAUUACUGUCAGCGCGGGGGAAGAUGACGAUGACGAUGAAUGUGGGGAGGAGAAGCUACCCUCCUGCUUUGACUAUGUGAUGCACUUUCUGACCGUCUUCUGGAAGGUCCUUUUUGCCUUCGUGCCCCCGACAGACUACUGGAAUGGCUGGGCCUGCUUUGUUGUCUCCAUCCUCAUGAUCGGCCUCCUGACAGCUUUCAUUGGCGACCUGGCAUCCCACUUUGGCUGCACCAUCGGCCUGAAGGACUCGGUCACCGCCGUCGUAUUUGUCGCACUGGGGACAUCGGUGCCAGACACGUUUGCCAGCAAAGUAGCAGCAACACAGGACCAGUAUGCAGACGCCUCCAUCGGGAAUGUCACCGGGAGCAAUGCUGUGAACGUUUUCCUGGGAAUUGGGGUAGCCUGGUCCAUCGCAGCCAUCUACCACGCGGCGCACGGACAAGCCUUCCAAGUCUCACCUGGCACGCUGGCCUUCUCCGUCACCCUCUUCACCAUUUUUGCUUUUAUCAGUGUGGGCGUGCUGCUCUACCGGCGGAGACCCGAGAUUGGAGGUGAGCUGGGCGGGCCGCGGACUUCCAAGCUGCUCACAUCUUCACUCUUUAUCCUCCUCUGGCUCUUGUACAUAUUCUUCUCAUCUCUGGAAGCCUACUGCCACAUAAAGGGCUUCUAAAGGGACAAUAAGAGAUAGUAAAUAUGUGUAUAUCUAUAUAUAUCUAUAUAGAGUGAUAUAUAGGUAUAGAUAUAGAUAUAAUGCUGUGUAUAAUGAACAGAGAAAAAGAAUAAAAGAGAUUUGCCAUGUUCACACACCUGCUGAUGGAAAGCGGCUUUGGAGCAUCCUUUGAACUAGGCAGGACCCCAAAGCCAGCAGGAUCCCUCCCCAGGCAGUGGCCCAAGCCAGGAGCCAGGCAGCAGGGCCCUUUCUGCGACUCUACCAACAGGAGCAGCUGAUGGCCACCGAGCCCCUUUCCACCACUGACUCCCACCCGCCAGCCACCUGGGAAGAUGGAUAUGAAGGUGACCGGGGUGCGCCGGUAUGAGGAAGGCCAGGGUAGCUGGUGAGAAACAGAGCAGUGGGCAAGGGAAGGAGAGGAAAGCAAGGGUUCUGAUCUCCAACCGCCAUCCACCUGCCUUCGCCACUCGGGAACAUCCCCUCUGGCCCUGUUGGAGAGAAGCAAGAGACCAAACUGAAGGCAAAGGGGAAACUGGGAGCUUUCUAAGGAUAGAACACAAACCGUUUUCGUCAUUGAUUUGGGGUUGGUUUUUUUGUUUUGUUUUGGCGUGUGUACAACUAGCAUUUCCCACCCACAUGCCCCUCACCUUUCCCUCUCCAUGCUUUGGGGAUGCACAGCCGCAACCCCGUGUCCAGUGUCCUAAGCUGAGGCUGCGUGGGGCGGCGGGGGCUUCCCUCCCGCUUCCUCCGCCUCCUCGGGCAUGCUGUCGUGGUACUUGUAACAUUUGCAUGAAUGAAAUGAAAUCUAUCUGUAUAUAGCAACCUAUAGCGAUAGUCCUUCCAACCAUGUGGGUUGAGCAUUGCAGAUACAAGUGUUUUUCUUUUCACUGGGUUUUAUUUAUUUUUAGUUAGUUUGGUUUUGCCAUAGGGUUUUUUGCUUGUUUGUUUGUUUCCUCUUAGCAGGGGGUAAAAGGAUGGAAAGCUGUCCCCACUUAUUGCUUGUUGCAUGGGUCCGUGAGAAGCAAUAACAGCCACACAGAUGUAGGUUUUGAGGGGAGGAAAACCCACACCCCAGAGACUGGAGACUCUGUCUACUGUGUAGCUGGGGUCCUCUGACAUGCUGAAGCCAGUGUGAAGGCUUCCACUAUCCACACAAGGUUUUACACAAGGUCCCAGGGAGCCCGAGUGGGAUGAGCAGUCCAAGGGGGACCAAGAGUGGCUGACUCCCAGCAUCUCCCAUGCUUCUGCCUUUAUAGUCGGUGGCUGCCUCAAAACCCCUUGGUCCCCUGCUAUUCCCUGUAUUCCCAGAGGUCUGGUGACAGCCCCUGUUUCUGAGUGUUAAGCCAUCAGGAUCAGUCUCCAAAGCUGGUCCUUUCCCACAGCCAUUUGGAGACAGAGUAAUUCAACAUAAGGGCUGAAGGGCCAUAAAGAGAUCUCCCAUUCUGCUGCUGAGUGCAGCCAGGAAGCAUCCCCUAUAGGAAAAGGCCAAACUUUGCACUCUCCGAAUCCGAAAUUACUGGGGAGGAUGAGACAGGGAGGUGUAACUCAGCAUCACCCCCCAUGCUAGUAGUGCAGGUUGGGGUAGAGAGCCGAGCCAGGGAAGUGUGGGUGUAGAGCUCCCCAGGGCACAGCAGAAAGGAGACAUUGUGCACUGGUGUUGAGAGAUGUCUUCUUACCCUAUGCCCUUUGCCAGGCUUCCUCACAUUGCGGCCAGGCAAACUCCCAGCUUGCAUGUCCGUGGUGAGCUCUUCCCAUUCAGCUGAAAACCAUGUCUGAUGCUUGUACCAUAACCAGCUGGCUGGGGGUAUUUGUACUCAUUUUGAACUAUCUGUGGAAAUUUUAAUGAAUCUGCUGUAAGAUUUUCUCUAGGAAUAUGAAGUUGUGGGGGUUUUUUUCUCGAGCCUUUUUUUUCACUUUUGGUUGGGUUAGGGGUUUUUCUUUUUGUUUUUCAUUGUUUGGGGGAAAGAAUCAAACACAGGUGCAGGUUGUUCAGGUUUAUGAUUACCUUUAUGUACAAUGAUUUCAUUUUCAUCUGUUUGGCUUCAUUUUUUUAGUUUGUGUGUAUUGCCCACCACUAUAGGCAGUGAGCCCACUAAUUGUGAUGAUCCUUAUCAAUGGUACACAAUGCACAGAGAAAUAAAGUUUGUAAUGAUUCCUGAUGGACCCAGUACUGCUCCUGCAUAUUCUCUAUGGAAAACCCUUCUCUCCCCUCCAGUUGUUUUCCCCUUCGUACGCAUCUCUCCUUUACUCAUUGGUUUGCCUUCACCAUGUUUCUGCCACUGACAGGAGUAGUGGUGCUUUGCACACCCUCUCCUGCCCCAUCUCACACCUUUCCUCCUGUUCCAUCUCCAUGGUGCCUCAGGCUCGGUAUGCUGCCAUACAGCUGGGGCUCACAGCCCACUCCACCCUCAGGGGGAUGCAGGAAACCACCUAGGGACAAAGCUGCAGUGCAACCCACCCUUCUGGGUUCAGAUGUUACUCCUGUGCUGGGUCCCUAGUCAGUGCUGGCUUGCCCUAGGCUUGAGGACAGCCAUGCCUGUGCCCCCAGGGUACUUAGCAGCUCUUUCUGUUUGUGUUACAUGGAGCUGCUCAUGCUGUUGCUACAGCCUCACAGUGACUUGCUCUAGGUUAAGCCACAAGCUAAUUAUAACGGAGGAUGCAUUACCAGGGCAGGGUGCAUGGGUGCCAAAGCAGAUCUGAGACACCCCGUGAGGUCACCAAGUACAUCGGGAGGCUGGGCUGCUCUCAACAGCUGCUUGACUGUGCCCCUGUCCAGGUGCCAUGGGCCAUUUCAGACCCAGCUCAGCCAGCACUGAGGAAGAGAAAAGUCUCCACAUGCCCAGGGAUGUUGCUCCUCCCUGUGUUUCAGGCAGCCUCUGUUGAGUUGUCCCCAAAUAAACCCUCCCCGUGAUGCCUGGGAGGUCCUGCUCUGACAGCUGAACUCAAACACCAGCUCAACCCAGGUCUGGAGAUGGGUCCCAGGCAAGCACUGCCUUCAUCCAGUGGGGCUCUCCUUGAGCCUCCUGGUGGGGUGUGUGCUCCCAGGGUCCUGCCCAUGCUCCUGCCUGUCUGCCAAGCAAGGUCAGGAUGGAGCCACACAGCCAGUCAGGAUGGCACCAACAGCAGUGUCUGACUGUCAAACUCCAGGAUAGAAACAUGCCACCAGGCAAAAAGAGAAAGGGUAGGAUGUGGCUGAUUUUAUUGCAGCAUGACUCUGUCUGUAGAGGCCCAGAGGCACUAGAAUUCCCACUUGCCAAUGCAAGGGGAUGUGUGGCAGAGCAAGUAACUAACACACCCUGGCAGCCAAAGCAUCUAACAUGAUCCCUGUGCUGCUCUCAGACGAAUCUGACCCUUCCCCACACCCUAUGCUGCUUUUGGCCAGCCAUGCUGCCGUUUCAUUCUCCCUGUGGGUGCUCAGCACCCUCCCGGAUGAGUGUGAGUCAAACUCCUACACUCCCCAGGCCAGCAGCGAGCAUGGCCAGUCACGUUUAUGUGCUUUUCACAGGCAGUGGAUUGUGAAAGCAAAGCAGCUCUUCUGACCCAGUAAUUGCUUCUAUUGAAAGGUGAUGUUGGUAUUUUGCUCUCAUCAUUUGCUUCUUCAGAAUGAAUUGUAGUCACUAAAGUAAUUAUCAAGCCAAAUGGGACUUGUGUAGCCACUCAGGUUAACAGACAGUAAAUAACUGUUUGCUCACAGAGCUUUCCAAAGGAAAUGAUGGAGCAGUGCUUGCUUAGGGCAAGGCUUAAAUCACAGGGUAAACACCAGCCCUGUUUAUGCAAUUACUCCCUGCCAGCUGUGUGCUUUUUGGCAUCUUCAACGAGGUUAUGCACAGCGUGAUGUGUGUGUGCCCAGCGCUCAUGGAGGAGUCGUGGGUGAGCAGCAAGGGGAAGGACCGCUCCACUGAGCCCCAGACACCUGUCAGUGUUCCCAAGGGUGCCAUGCCUGCUCUUCUGCACCAGCCCUGUCUUUAAACCAUACUCUCCGAAGGCAAAAGCAAACUGCCUUCCUCCAGAAGGCACCUGCAUUGCUGGGAGGCAGCAGGAGGAAGCACAGUCCCCAGCUCAGGCACGUCUUGCUGUUGUGCCUGCCUGCCUGCCCGGUGGGCCACAACUCAGCUCCCUGGGUCCCCUGUCUCAUGCCAGUGUUCUCCCAUCUCCUCCUCAUUCCUGCCAGCCUCCCCACCUUCCCUCACAAGGGAAGGACAUGGAGCAUCUCUGAUAAAGGCCUGGGUUCAGAAAUGUUGCCAGAAACAGCAGUUUAAACUCUUGGCCUCCAUCCAUCUACCUGCCUUGUUUGCUCUCACUGCCUUUCAUCACCCCACUAGCCAAAAGCAAACUUUUCCACAGAAAAGGAUGUAGCACGGUGCAAAGUACGUUCAGAGGCAGACCCCCAAAUAACUCCACAGGCCACUGCAAAGCGCUUGGGGGCAAGCAGAAGGAACACACCAGAGACAGCCCUAAGCAUCUUGGAAAAACCACAUUCCCAGCUCUUCAGGGGUCAGCAGGAGUGGAGGCAAAUCCCAGCCACAAACUGGAAACAUGAAAAAAGUGCAAAAAAAAAAAAAUCAGCAGUGUCACAUGGCUGAGCCCACCCGAACUGCUACCUGUGCCAGGGCAGCACAGGAACUGCUCCCUCCAGAGAUGUGAAUCCCUCAUCUCCAAACAAGGUGCCUGUCCAUGUGUCACCCCUUUCCAGGCAGCCUGUGGUGCCCCUGGGAUGAGGGACGAUCACAAGAGUCAUUUGUGCAUCUUCUUCCCCGCUCUCAUCGCUUCCUUAAACGACAAAAGGGAGAGGGGAGGCCUUGAGCCCGCUCUGGUCACGAGUCUGGCUGCUGUCUGUAAACUCAUCACGCUAUUUCUGCUAUGGGCAGGGACUGGAGAACCAGAGCCUGUAUGUUAUUGUUACAGCUAUUUUUAAAUGCUUGGGUAAGAGUCAAGUGCAACAGUAUUGGUGGCCAUAUUCAUAACUCAGGAGGAGACUCAGCUACAUUCCUGGAGGGACAGAGCUGGGCAUAGCCAGAAAGCAAUGGAGAGAGAGAAAAGAGGGAAAACUUAAUGCUGGAUGGUGUCAUUCCAGGAGAAAGCCUUGAAUUAUUUUCUGUAGGCUUUGGCACUCAAGCCCAUCUGGGGAAGCACGUUUGCAGAGCACCAGGGACCUUUCUGGCCUCUUUGAGUGUGCAAUGACCAACUACUAUGAUGCUUAUACACACGAGUUGCCCAGCUGUAGAAAAGCCUGUUUAUCUUGUAAAAAAAUUGACUUGCAUAGGAAAGCAUCCAGAGACAUCUGUAUUCUUGCAAAAAGCACCAGGGGACAAUAAAUAUAGUGAGAUUCCUCACCUUUUAUGGACUUGAGCCUUUCUGCUUUUGGAACUAGAGGUGCCAAGAGCCUCUCACCAGCCAGCAACACCCCUCACACAGAGGGAAGGGACGCUGCAAGGGAAAGGGAUCUGUCUGGCCAAACAGGAGCUGUUAUCAGCAAAGACAGAAGCUUGCUGCUACUAGAAGGAUUUUCUGCCUGUGGUAUGCCCCUGAGAGCAUUCAAGAAGUCUCUAUAGGCUCUUGCUGUCCCUCUGGAGCAUCUCAAGAACAACCAGCCCUGCCCUCUGAGGCCCAGUGUCCCCAGGUGGUUUAUCACCCUCUCCUGCAAGCUCUGCACCCUCCCUUGGCUCCUUCCCCUUCCCAAAUGAAGUUAUGGAUGCCAGGCUGUGGCUCCCUUCACUGGAAGUGUGGAAGAGGGCACUGGGGUGCAGACUGUUCCAAAAGCAGGUGCUGUGAAGCACUGCUGAGCGUGUUGCGGUGCCCAGCGUUGGAGGGUACAGGGAGGAUAGAAGUGCUGUGGGGUCCCACACAGAUCUGGAAACCUCGUUUUAGGCACCGCCACAGCAUGUCCCUCUGCCCCGGCUACCAUGGGUAUGGACAUGCAUCUUGAUUUCUGCACAGAUACAGCACAGCCUUUAGCUUUUUUGGCUGCCUGUGGGCACCAACCCCAGACAGUACUUUUAUCUAUUUGAUUCAAAACAGCCCUUGGCCUGUUGCACUUCACUAGAAAAGCUUUCUGCCCCUCCCAGCACGCAGCCUCACUCCAGUUCAGGUAGCAGUGGUGACCAUUUGUGAUGCUCCAGGAGCACAUACCACCUGAUGCUGGGGUCCACCAGCAUCUGCCUUGAGCCAUUUCAAGGUCCCAAAAUGUCUGUCUGUACACAGUGAUAAUCCAGCCUGGCCUUGCUCUGUGCUUGCCUCCCCUGUAGAGUCUCUUCACAUGCCAUCUUCUUCCAGGCUCCCUGCAGAGAAGCAGUCUCUGUCCCUCCUGCCCCACAACUGGGGGCUUCCUGUGGUGAGACAAGUCUCCUUUCUCACUGGAACAAACAACAACACUUGUUAGCUCGGGCUUGCUGUCUGUGUUUCAGGACAAAGAUUAACCAUCCCAUGUGGUGGACUUAAGCCCCUAAAAACCAAGGAGAGGCAAAGCUCAGUGUGCUGAGCCCCUCCUGCUCAUCACCCAGGCAGUGUUACAGCCAGUACCCACAGGCACAGUUUCUAUUGUGCCACUGUCCUUCACUCAUGAAUCUGUGGAAGAUUAAACAUUUUUUGCUGAAUUUCCACCGUUGUCAAGUCCUACAGAUGCUCCAGCUCCACCCCCCAACCCAACCCUGCCUCUACAUUCCAGAACAAACUAAUUGCUUUGACUGGAGUUUCAAGACUUUCCUGCCCCUGCUUAAAAUGGGCACAGCUUAAGUAGAGCAAAUUGCAAUGGCUUGGGAUGUUUAUCCACUCUUAGAGCUCCUAAACCCUUGCAGGACACAGAAGACUGGCACAGAGCUCUCUCCCUGCACCUCCUGACCUCUUUGUUGAGGUGGGAUCUAUUUCCUCUCCUUUACUUCUGACUCAGAAGAGACUCUUUACAGAUGACAGCAGAGUGAGACCUGCAUACAGUUCAACCUUGUUGCUCUGUUUUCUUUACAGAAAUUCCCAUAGCAGUCCAUGGCACUGUCAUCUCCAGAAGUAUGUGCCCCUCUACCCCAGCCCACAGGCUCCUCACUUACAGAAAUUUGAGAUUCUGGCAGAUGAGCUUCUUUGCAGAGAUACUUCAAAAUGAGGAGAGUUUCUGAGUCACUGUAAAAUUGCUGUGCUGGUACAGGAUAGAUUGCAUCCUGGUGGUGCAAAUGUGUCCCAGGUUGCUAUCAAGCUUAUUUGGGAACAUUAAUGAAAGCAUUUGCAAACUAGUGGCUUUGUGACUCCCAGGGAUGUAGCGAACUGUGCAACUGGAUUUCCCCUUGCUCUGUGUAAUGCUGAGAUGUUUCCCUUGCCUCUUGCCUUCAGCUAUAGCCCUGUACAUUGCCCUGGCCUUUCCUUGCAAUAAGAGCUGUCAUUAGGUACCCCUUGGCUGAACUCCCCCUGUACAAAUGAGAAUGAACUGAUGCCUGUUGUGUCUUCAUUCGUUUGCCCCAUGUUGCUUCCUUCAUCUUCCGAGCUCUUGAGAAAAACAUGCUCAUGCAGGGAGCCUUGCAGGAGAUCUGCUUGUCUUGCUCUUAAUCAGGAAGUAUGCACUUCUUUCAGCAGCUCAAGAGAGCAAUAGAUGGCAAUAAUACCUCUUACAUUACAGUCACUAUGUUAGCAAGGAAGAAAAUGUUAUUUAUUUUUUAGCUGACAACAUUUGUCCUACUUCUUUUUUUCCAUAAUGCAUUAAGCAUUAGGAGGCACAGCUCUGCACGUAGUCCAGCUCUCAAGACUACCUGUCGAGGACAUUGUUCAGCAAUCCAGCACAGUUUUAUUUGUGGAUGAAGGGCAGAAGUUGGUGAAUUCUCCUACAAUUCCUAGCUGGAAGAACACAGACAUGCUAGCAAAACCCACAAAAUGCAGGGUUUGGUAAAUUGCAGCCCUCUAUAUCCCAGGUCUCUGUGCCAAGGAGACCUGGCAUGAGGUUGCAAAAUCCAAACCAUGAACUUCCUGAAGACCACUCAGCAGUGAUGGGCAUCUUUACACCUACUGCUGUCCCUCAGCUACUUGGAGAGGUCUCUGGUAUACCUGGUGUUCACCAGGUGUGAACAUCACCGCUAAUAAAGAGAGAAGAGGACACGGAGGAUACCACAUUCUACCUACCUACCACCCCAAAAACAAGCCCCUGGGAUAUUCCCUGCAAAAAGCAGUCAGACUGCCAGGAGCAAAGCAGUCACCAGGAAACGUCACACAUCUCAAAGGCAGCAGGUUCCCCACGGUGCUCUCUCUCUGCUGCUCCCCACAUCACUGCCAUGAGGGAAGAGCCACUCACAGCCCAGCACCCUGCAGGCAGAGCCAGAGGAGAGACCUGAGCUCCCCAUGCUUGUUCAUGGGAGCAUCAGCCCUGGUUUCAGCCAGGGAGGCCUGCAGGGAGUGGCCAUGAUAGUUUGAAGGAAAGCGAAAUGAGAUGGGAAUUAGUAAAAAAAUUACAGUAGUGGUAAUUUAGUUUCAUUACUGAUUUUCUGCAUUAAUGAAGAGGCCCAAUUAUCUCAAUGCUUGAGUGACCACUCCAGUUCUCAAAAGUCAUUUCUGCACACUUGAACAACUGCUCCUUCUUCUAGUGUAAAAAUCAGGCUAUUGUUGUGAGCCUGGAGAGAACAUGGAAACACAUCUUUCCUGGCAGAGAUGCAAUCCAUGUCAGAAGCUUCUUCCACUGUCCCACUCAGGAGUGGAGGGACACUCAGGCAGGGAGCUGGCAGCUGCCUGCACAGCCUGUCCCAGGGUUGCUGGAUGCUCCCCAUGGUUGAGGCAGCAAGGAUCCCCUGGAACAGCAGGAUGCAAGAAAGAAAGAGCUCAAAAUGGCUCUCUGGGCCUAAGAAGUGAGAGGAACAGCUGGUGGCUGGAUGCAUCCCAUGAGGCAAGGCAGGCAGCAGGCAAGUGGCCCUGCAGCACAGGUGACUCCCCCCAACAGGCACCACAUGCCAGGGUGGAGACGGCACUGCCAAGGCAAGUUGUCUUCUGGUAUUUUGGAUGUGCUGGAGCACAUCAACGACGUGCUCCAGAUAUAAUGGCUCUAGUUUUCCUGCUCCCCUCUGACAGCCACCACUGUCCCCCUGCUCAGCAGCCUGAGGGGAGCUCCCCAUCAUCCCAGGAGCAGCACGGGGGAGGCAGGCGGGGAGGAGGCUGCAACCACCCUUCCUGACGCACCCAAAGCACCAGUCAGCCCAGCCACAGUCAUCCUGUGUUACCCAUCAUCCUGUGUGUCCUCCACCUCACAGCCACAGGGCACCCUAGGGCAGGCAGACAUCUUGUGCAAACCUUGACAGACAGAGAGAGGGGGGGGGGGGAGGAGACCUCUGACAGCCCAACUGUCCCCCUGGUCCCCCCACCAGGGACAGGGCAGGCAGAUCCCAGCUGGACAGAGCCAAAUUUUUUCAAAGCAGGGCUGAAAGGAGAGUUUGCAGAAGAACUGGUUUGCCUGGUGACAGGAACCAGAGCACUGGUCAUAAAUUCAACUCCUCCUUCCCUCUGCCACCUGUGCUGUGCUUGGUGCCACGAGCUAACACUGCCCCAGCAAUGCAGAGCCCCUGUGCUGGUGGGUCAAAGCUGGGUCACCCCUGGGCUCAGCAGCUGGAGCCUCCCAAUCUCUCUGUCUCUGUCAUAGUUCCUCACAAAUUCAAUGGCACAAUGCAGCUACACUAUAUGAAAAGCCAUAAUAUUUGUUGGUAUGACUCUUUUAUUACUGUCGAUUUAUAUAUAUAUUUGUUGAUAAAAGAAGUCAUCUUGGGAGACACUUCUAGUCUACUGGGAAAUAAUUGUCCAAUGUUGUAUAUUCUGUACAUGCUGUAUAAACAAAGCGAAACAUUUAAAUCUAAGUGUUUGAUGGACUCGGUGGCAUGUGCUGCAGGGGGAGAUUGGGACCAGGCAAGCCCCCUUCUUGGGCCACCAUGGCUCAGGCUUGGGGUUCCUGGCAGAGUCACCAUCCUGCUGGGGUCCUACAGACAGUAUGGGGCAGGAUCUGGCCACGGUGCAAGGGCGAAGCCUGCAGCUGCCUCGGUGCUUUUUCCCAUGCAAAGGUGAAAGGAGGCAACUCUGCGAGUGGAAGCUGCCGCACUUGAGCUCCCUCCUGGGGCACAGCACAGGACCGGGGAACGGCUUGGUUUGUCAGGAACUCUCAGCACAGCGAGCCUGGUGUCACCCACCUGCUCCCCAGUUCUCCUGCCCAGGGAGGACACCCUUCAGCCACCACCCAGCACGACAUCUCUAAGCCUUAGGGGUCAGAGAGAGACAAUUCCCCAUGGGAAGAUGGCUGGUGAUGGCAGAGACUGGCUCCGAGCAUCCGGCUCCUCCAACUCCUUCCCACGCUAAUCCCGUGCCACGGCGCCAGCCACCCUCCCUGGUGUGUUUUACAGCAGCCACGAGCUGUGAUCUUCUAACCUGACACACGCUGUUAGAAAACCUGUUUCAUAUUUUCCGUGGUAUCAAUCUACAACUUUUGAAAUUAUUGGACACAGUCGUGGUAGCCUAAAAGUUGUGCUGAGCUCAUAUAUUUUUAUAUUUGUGGUGUUUUCCUAUUAAUAGAGAGUAGUGAACCAGUAACCCUAUAGCUGAAAGUGAUCUAUUCAAAAUAAAUAUAUGACUGCAGAAAAUAUUUGUAAAAAUAAUUUAUUUGAAAUAUUCUGCCAAAGAUAGCUCUCUAAUGAUCUGUAAAAUGUCGUUUCUCUCUUUUUGCUCUGAAUGUCAUUGUGAAAGGACCUUUCUCCCCACAUCUUUUGAAGUUGUUUUUUUUUUGUAUCUUUAAGGGCAAAGAAAUAUGCCAAUGAUUUUUUUACUAGAGCAGUAAAUAGAGUAGUAGGGAGGAACAAGACAACUUUGUAAAGGUGAUAAAAAGGAUCCGUAACAAUCACGCUGAAAAUCCGGUUUCUCCCCUAGUUACUCUGGCUGACAGAUGGGUUUUGAAGCCCGGGACAGUUGUCCAGCAGGAAGGUCUUGGCUGCUGCUGCUGUGGCUGCUGUGUAGACUGCCUGAAGGAGAGAAAUCUCUCAAGAAUCCAUUUGCAGGCUUGGGGCAUUUGGAUUCCCUCAUAUCCAAACUCCAGUUUCUUCAUUAUGUAUGGGCUUUAUAUCCUUAUUGGCCCUCAAUAGGCCUUGUGGCACAUGGGGAACCCUCACCCAAGGCUUCAGACUGACAAAGUCUGGCCCCUUCCAAAACCAUUCCCACAACACACCUGGCAUCUGCCAGCAGCCCUGAACCAGUGGCAGAAGUAAUCCUGCUGAUGCCCAGAUCUGUCCCCUUCCUCACAUGGGGAUGGGACAAGGGAGACCCAGUCACCAAGGGACAUGACACCUUAGCAAGAGGAUCCGUCCCUGCAGGUAUCCAGUUACAACAGGGGCAUGUACAGCCCUUCACCAGGGAGAAGCUGCCUAGAUCAGUCUUUUCAGAAAUUACUAAUUUUUUUUUUAUUAUAGAGAAAAAUCUUCUUUCCCUUCUUCAUUUCUUCCUUUUGAAAGAACUUUUCGAUACUAGAAAAAGCCUUCAUUAUCUUAUGUGAUCCCCAAGUCUGUUGCAGUGGAAAUACAUCCUCAGCCACAUUAGGUACCACCAUAUCAAAGAGAUUUUUGGCUCAGAUUUUUUUUGUUUCUGAGCAGAUUUACAGUUUCUUGAAUGUCUUGGUCACAAAGGUCUGGAGGAAUUAGCUGGUAAUAAAGGAAUGAAAGGCCUGUUCCAGUGAAUGUGUAAUUCAACUUCUGACUCCCCAAAGGUCAGGCACGUGUGUAAGUGCUUUAUUGGGCAGGUGCCCAGAAUCAGAGAUGGGAAAAGCAGUUUCCAAGCCAUGGGGUGCAUAUGGGUGUGAUGGGAGCACUGCUGUCCAUCAGGUGUGGGUGGCACACUCUGCAGCAGUGGGAUCCACGUGCCAGUGAAUCUUUGUUCCUCUGUGCAAGGAACUCUCUGAAUCCGGGGUUGUGCAGCUGCUGCAUCACGGGGAAAUGCGAGCAAGCCAGGGAAGACAAUAGUGAGAAGAAUUGGGUUUCUGAUCACUGUGCAUUUUGUUAAUUAGUGAAUUCAAAUAGUUUUAUUUUUACCAAAAACAGAUAAUCUUUAUUCCAGUAAAGACAACUGUUGACUUGAGAUAUAUAUAUAAAUAUAUAUAUAAUUUGAAUGGUUUAUAUCCUGUUGCUCUAACUACAUAAAAUGGAAACAUGUUGCAAGUUGUGUCAUUCCAAUGUACAAAAUAAAUUACUUUUCCCUGCAUGCUGCCUGGGUAUGUUGUGAUUUGAAUUAAGAGUUAUAUUUGAAUUGCCUUAUUCAAGAGGUUGUAUGUUACCUAACUGGGGAAUGACCUGGCACUGUUCAUCACAUUACAUUUGUACUUGAUGCUGUGUUAUGUCAAAUUCAGAUGAGUUGUCUGUCAUCUAUGUAUUUCGUGGGAGACCUUUUAUCUUGUUAAACUGUGAUAUGUAAACCUUCAUUGCCUGAAAUAGUCACAGUUGUAUAAAUCAGUGUCUUCAGCUGUUUUCCUAAUUUUAUCACAAUUCCUAACACAAAAUAUAGAUGUUUGUAAAUUCUCCA
Molecule: messenger RNA, 15544 nt
Organism: Corapipo altera (White-ruffed manakin)
Lineage: Eukaryota; Metazoa; Chordata; Aves; Passeriformes; Pipridae
Gene: SLC8A1
Product: solute carrier family 8 member A1
Exons: 9
Coding region: 209-3040 (943 amino acids)
Biological process (GO): sodium ion transmembrane transport; cell communication; calcium ion import across plasma membrane
Cellular component (GO): axon; sarcolemma; postsynapse
Molecular function (GO): calcium:sodium antiporter activity
Source: RefSeq, a predicted model, not a curated record